Molecule: messenger RNA, 1669 nt
Organism: Microplitis mediator
Lineage: Eukaryota; Metazoa; Arthropoda; Insecta; Hymenoptera; Braconidae
Gene: Trmt6
Product: tRNA (adenine(58)-N(1))-methyltransferase non-catalytic subunit TRM6
Exons: 1
Coding region: 156-1535 (459 amino acids)
Biological process (GO): tRNA methylation
Cellular component (GO): tRNA (m1A) methyltransferase complex; nucleus
Source: RefSeq, a predicted model, not a curated record
CACAGCGUCUCCAUCCACGUGCCUCAGUGUGUAGCAACAACCAGUAGCAGUAUAUAUUUAAAAUUUAAAACAUAACCAAACUUAACCUACACACCAGCAACGUGUGCACGAGUUAGUAUUGAAUAAUAAAAUAAAAAACAGUAAAUAAAUAAAUAAUGAAUCAAGAAACAGUAUCAGUGGGAAAUUACAUAAUUGUUCAAAAGCAAGAUUACCGGAAAGUGUGCAGAGUAUCACGUGAUGGGACGUUUUCGUUGGGUAAAGAGCAAGUUGAAAUGGCUGGAGUAAUUAAUAAGCCUUACUGGACGACAUUCAAAAUGAUUGGACCAGUUUCCACAUCUAAAAAUGGUUUGAAAACUAUAACUCUUGAGGUGGCGGAGAAAGCUGAGACAUCGGAAAAUUUACACAAGGGAUUGGCGAGCGGUAGUGACAAUAGAUCAAUCAAUGACGAUGGUAUGUCGCAAAAAUUAUCUAAAGCUGAAAUAGAAGAUUUACGUGAAGCCGGUAAAUCAAGCAAAGAAAUUGUCGGGUAUUUGAUUGAAAACAGCAGCUCGUUUUCAUCUAAAACCGAAUAUUCACAGGAAAAGUAUAUCAAGAAAAAAGAAACAAAGUAUUGUAGAUAUUUAACAAUAUUGAAACCGACUGUAGGAUUGUUGCAGGAAAUAUACUUCAGACAGGAUCCUGGUAGAGUUAAUGGUUUGAGAAUGGACACAUUGUCGCAACUAUUGUCUUACUGCGACGUUAAAUCUGACGGGAAGUAUCUGCUGUACGAUGGGGGUUCCUGUGGUUUGUCUGCGGCUGCAAUGCUGAGCAGGAUUGGCGCUAAAACUCAAGGUACUUUGAUAAAUCUUCAUCCUGGAAACCAGCCCAACUUGACACUUGUUCACGCUAUGAAUUUUUCUGAUGAACAAUUAAAGCGAAUGCUUGCUGUUAAUCUUUAUACAUUUUUACGGCUUUAUUAUCAGGGUGACGAAGUUAUUUUGGAAGAGUUGGCCAAGAAGUAUGAGCUGUCGGCACUGAAAAGACGUAAUUCGGAUCAUCUUCAUGGGGACAAUAACUCGAAGAAAUCGAGAUUAGCUUCUGAUGUUGCUGAUGAUGACUCGACGACGACAAGUGAAGAGGAAGAGAAAAAAUUAAAUCAUGUUCUUGAAACAGUUAUUGAAGCUGCUGAUGAUAAUAUAGUGAAGACGACGUCAUUCAAUAAACCCAAGUGGUUUAACGAAACGAAAGAAGUUGUUGACUGUUUGAAAGCAUCGAAAGCUGAUGGCUUAGCUAUCGUUGCUAAAGAACAUCCUCUAAAUAUUGUAAAUGCGCUGCUACCGUUUCUUGAGGCAUCAAAACCGUUUGUUAUACAUCACUGUUAUAGAGAACCCCUUCAAGAGACUUACGUUGCUCUCAAAUCCCGUAGAGAUGUUAUUAAUUUAAGAUUACUAUCAAACUUUUGUCGUGGGUAUCAGGUGUUGCCUAACAGGACUCAUCCAGAAAUAACAACAAAUGAUUUAGGUGGCUAUUUAUUAGCUGGAUAUUUAGUUAGCUGAGUUAAACUUUUACUCGUUCAUCAUUUUUUACAACAAUUUUUUUUUUAUAAAAUUAGAAUUGUAUAAUUUUUUAAGUAAUUAAUUAUAAAUAUUAAUAUUUAAUAUUUAUGCCACAAUAAAGAAAUUUUAUGAUA